AUGGACCCAGAGGUUUCUUUGCUGCUGCACUGUGCAGCCUGGCGGGGCCUGCGACAAUCCCAAGUGGAUGUGGAACUCUCUGAAAAGUAUAACUGUCAGAUGGAUGUAGAUCUGCAACGUCACAUCGAGGAGGUGUGGACGGCGCGGGUGUCUAAGGAGCCGUGGCUUUUUAAUGGCGCCAAAUUCCGCCUGCACUCGUUCCACACUGCAUCGCCUGCCACUCAAAACCUGGAAUUUAUACAUAGUCAGACCAGAGAUGAUAAGGAGACCACGCCGUUGCUCACACUGAGGGUGGGCAUCACCUCUUACAAGGACUAUCUGGGUACUAACUGGUCAUCCCGGGCAGCGGAGCUCAUCAGACGUGGGGAAGCCGAGUUGGGCAAUAGUCAGGCGCUGCUGGCCCAGCCUUUAGGAGUGGGCGCCAUUGUGUGCACAGGCGACGGACAGGUGGUGUUCAUCAAGAGGAGCCAGGAGGUGGCGGAGGCAGGUGGGAAGCUGGACAUUCCAGGAGGGCACCCAGAACCCAAGGCGGUGUGCGAGCGUCUCGGCGAAACAAAAAUCGACUUGAACCUGCUGCGGAAUAGCCCAAAGGCUGUCGUCGCUGAGUUUUUCUCAUCAAUUUGCGCUGAGAUUAGAGACGAGGUUAACAUUCCUCUUAGUUCCCUGGGAGAGCCGAUACUGAUGGGCGUGGCCUUAAAUCACACCAGUGCCGGAAGACCAAGUGCCGAGUUCUACAUCAGCUGUUCUCUCUCGUCCGACCAAGUCCGAGAAUUGUACUGGAAAGGAGGAGCGGAGGCCAGCGAGUCGACGGACAUCGUGUUCCUCAGCUGCACAGAGAUGUCACGGCUGGAUAAAAGCAGCUCAUUUUGGACAGAGCUGUGUCCCUCAGCCAAGGGAGCUGUGCUGCUUUUCCAGACUGUGAAGCCUCAAGUCUCAGUUUAA
Nerophis lumbriciformis (worm pipefish) is the source of this 942-nucleotide messenger RNA. Lineage: Eukaryota; Metazoa; Chordata; Actinopteri; Syngnathiformes; Syngnathidae. The record is from RefSeq and is a predicted model, not a curated record.